Molecule: messenger RNA, 1354 nt
Organism: Aspergillus neoniger CBS 115656
Lineage: Eukaryota; Fungi; Ascomycota; Eurotiomycetes; Eurotiales; Aspergillaceae
Product: cytochrome P450
Exons: 1
Coding region: 21-1169 (382 amino acids)
Molecular function (GO): iron ion binding; monooxygenase activity; heme binding
Source: RefSeq, a predicted model, not a curated record
AGCAACAACGGAAGCUGCUUAUGCCUGCGUUCUCAUAUCGCCACAUCAAGAAUCUAUAUCCGAUCUUCUGGUCAAAGGGCAUUGAGAUGGUGAAAUUGAUUGAAGCAGACCUGCAACAGCGUGCUAACCCGACAGACAACGUCAUCCGCGUAGCAUCUUGGAGCAGCAGAGCAACACUUGACAUUAUUGGUCUUGCGGGCAUGAACCGCGAUUUUGAUUCUCUCCAGAAUCCAACCAACAAGCUGGCAGCCGCAUACCAUAAACUCAACAGUGUACCCCCCACGCACAUGGAAAAAGGCCUCUUUGUUAUUGGACUCCUUCUCAACGUCCCUCACCUGGUCCACAAGCUGCCAUUCAAGCGCAACCGUUAUAUCAGAGAAAGUGCGGCUUACAUUCGGAACGUUGCACAAGAAAUGAUCCACGACGCUCGACAGUCAGUUGAAGGCGAAAAAGCGCAUCAAACCACGGACGCAGUGGACAUUCUCUCUGUAGCAAUAGAGAGCGGCGGUUUCACAGAUGAGGAGCUCAUCGAUCAGAUGAUGACCUUCCUCGCAGCCGGUCACGAAACCACCUCGGGAGCACUGCAAUGGUGUGUGUAUGCCCUUUCCAAGUAUCCUGACAUUCAAACCCGCCUGCGCGAGGAGAUUCGCGCCAACUUGCCCUCUAUUUCGGUCGAAAACCCCGAAUCCAUAUCCGCCGCCACUCUCGACUCCCUCCCUUACCUCCAUGCUGUCUGCCAGGAAGUCUUCCGCUUCCAUCCUUCCGUACCGAACACUGUUCGCAUCGCCAAUAAAGACACCACAAUCGGCGGGCAGAGGGUUCCUAAGGAUACGGUAAUUCAGAUUGUGCCCGCACUGACUAACCACGAUAAAUCCCUUUGGGGUCCUGAUGCGGACCAGUUCAAUCCCGACCGGUGGCUGGGCCCCGGCAAGGCCAACACCGGCGGUGCCACCAGCAACUACGCAUUUCUGACAUUCAUACAUGGCCCGCGCAGUUGCAUUGGGCAGGGCUUUGCCAAAGCUGAGCUGGCUUGUUUGCUGGCCACAUUUGUUGGGAAAUUUCAGUUCGAACUCGAGGAUCCCAAUAAAGAGCUCAUACUCCGUGAAGCCGCAACAGUCACCCCGAAGGACGGGGUCCUGGUAAAAAUAACGCCGUUAGAGGGAUGGUAAAAUCAUAAUGAUGCUAUGAUACCUGCGACUGUACAUUUUUCGGCUUCGUUGUAUAUUUCUUUGGUUCUCACAAAACCUGUGUUGUCACCGCAAUUCUUUCAAUAUAAUUAGAGCUAUUGACUGAUUCCCACACUACUAGCUAUGAUCAAGCACUAGCCUUCCUAAUUUCCUCACCAAGAUACUCG